Messenger RNA from Pollicipes pollicipes, 305 nucleotides. RefSeq names its product dachshund homolog 2-like. Gene Ontology annotation, molecular function: RNA polymerase II cis-regulatory region sequence-specific DNA binding; DNA-binding transcription factor activity, RNA polymerase II-specific. The transcript has a single exon. The record is from RefSeq and is a predicted model, not a curated record. Lineage: Eukaryota; Metazoa; Arthropoda; Thecostraca; Pollicipedomorpha; Pollicipedidae. Gene Ontology annotation, cellular component: transcription regulator complex; nucleus. Gene Ontology annotation, biological process: regulation of transcription by RNA polymerase II. Bases 75 to 305 code for a protein of 76 amino acids.
CCAGCGCCAACGAGUGCAAGCUGGUCGACUACCGGGCGCAGAAGGUGGCCGCCUUCAUCAUCAACGGCGAGACGAUGCUGUGCCUGCCGCAGGCCUUCGAGCUCUUCCUGAAGCACCUGGUCGGCGGACUGCACACGGUCUACACAAAGCUGAAGCGGCUGGACAUCGUGCCUGUGGUCUGUAACGUGGAGCAGGUGCGCAUCCUGCGCGGCCUCGGCGCCAUCCAGCCGGGCGUCAACCGCUGCAAGCUGCUGUCCAUGAAGGAGUUCGACGUGCUCUACAAGGACUGCACCACGGCAAGGUGA